AAAUGCACUCGCCCUGGCAUGUCUCCCACAUAUUUUACUCUUAGUCCAGCAUAUGGAAGGGAGAUGGAUCUUGAGCAUUUGCAUCGUCCUCUUCACUGCAGCACUAUGGCGAUUCGUGACGGUCUACUGGUGGCGCCCCAGGGCGAUCGCGGCGCAGCUGAAGAAGGAGGGCAUUCAGGGGCCUUCACCCCGAUUCAUGGUAGGUCAAAUAGCUGAAAUCCAGAACAUGAGGAGCGCCAUCAAGGAUCACGACAUGGAAAGUUUCAGCCACGACAUCUUCCAUCGGGUACAUCCUGCGUUGCUCAAAUGGCGGAAGCAAUAUGGGAAGAGAUUUGUGUUCUGGUGGGGAACUGAACCAAGGAUAUCGGUCUCGGAGCCUGAGAUCGUAAGGGAGGUUUUGUCUAAGAAGUUUUCUCAUUUUGAUAAAUCGGAGGCCCGGCUGCGGUUCACGAACUUGUUCCUUGGUCGUGGAUUGGCUUCUGUUACUGGAGAGGAAUGGAGUCAUCACCGCCGACUCGUAGCACCGGCAUUCUUUCAUGAACGUAUUAAAGUGUUUCUGAUUCUCCUGUACACAGAAAAUGACCGGUACCAAUCGCGGGGUGUGCAUCUCGCAUGCUUGAUCAAUGUGAAGCUACGAUGCAGCAGAAUCCCGAGAUUGAAAUCUCUGGAGAGGUGCGUAAGCCAGAGAGUUUUCGAGAUAUUGUCUAAGAAAAUCCCAGAGCUACUGCCCAAACUCGUCAGCUUUUCGUGGAUUCCAGGCUUCAGGUUUCUCCCACUUCCAAUCAACCUCCAACUGUGGAAGCUUCAUCAGGAGUUGGAUUCUGUGAUCACUGGGAUCAUAGACGAGCGUCGGAACUCAGUGAAGUCAGGGGGGAGCAAUACAUACGGGAAUGACUUACUCGGACUGAUGCUAAAGGAGUGUGACAGCAGCAGUAAUUUCACAAGCAGGGAUCUGAUAGAGGAAUGCAAGACAUUCUACAUUGCGGGGCAUGAGACCACAGCCACCUUACUAACCUGGACUUUGAUGCUACUGGGAGGCUAUCCUGAAUGGCAAGAACGAGCCCGUGCUGAGGUACACGAAGUAUGUGGCAAUGAGAUUCCUGAUGGCGAGAGUGUCAGCAGGCUCAAGCUCGUGGGAAUGAUCCUUUACGAAACUCUGCGUCUGUAUCCACCAGCCAUCGAGAUGACCAGGGAGUGUGUGGAGGAGUCUUGGCUGCAAGAUUUACACGUUCCAAAAGGAGUAUCUGUGUCGUUUCCAAUCAUUGGAUUGCAUCAGGAUAAGGAGCUCUGGGGAGAAGAUGCAGGCCAAUUCAAUCCGGAUCGCUUCAAAGAUGGGAUCUCAAGUGCGUGCAAGCAUCCCAAUGCUUUCAUGCCGUUUUCGUUUGGGCCGCGGGUGUGUGUGGGCCAGGCGUUUGCGAUGAUCGAAGCCAAAGUCAUUCUGGCUAUGAUACUACAGCGAUUCUUGUUCCGGCUUUCACCGAACUACCGCCAUAAUCCUGUGACGAAGUUUGGCUUGAAGCCUAUGCAUGGAGUGCCGCUUGUACUCAGUAAAAUGUGAUGCAUGUUUGUGGCAUUAGAAGUUUUAAAAAGUUAUUCUUGUUGAACUACUCUGAGUUCUUAAACCAAACUGGUUGAUAAA
This is a messenger RNA of Selaginella moellendorffii, 1639 nucleotides long. Its product is annotated as cytokinin hydroxylase. The record is from RefSeq and is a predicted model, not a curated record. Bases 53 to 1558 code for a protein of 501 amino acids. The transcript has 6 exons. Gene Ontology annotation, molecular function: heme binding; iron ion binding; monooxygenase activity. Lineage: Eukaryota; Viridiplantae; Streptophyta; Lycopodiopsida; Selaginellales; Selaginellaceae.